ACUCACACGGAGCAGUGGGUUUGAGAAAAUAAAGUCGAAGAUGUGGUGGUAUUGCAUGUAUGCUAAUGCUAAUGCCACUGCUCCAAAUUAGAAAAUGGAUUCAAGUCUGUUCCGAUUAUCAACUCCAACGUUUACGCUGCCAAGAGCAAGGCCCAGCCUUUCCUAUAAAAGAAUUCAUUGUCAGAAUCAGAGUCAGAGUGAGAACGUGGCGUUCGACGAAGCGGCUUUCGAGGCCGAGAGACUCAGCCUUGACGCCAAGGAUCGUGAAACGAUGAUGGCUCAGUCUAGUAGUAAUGGUGGUGACCCGAAAGCUUGGAAAUGGGUAAUCCGAAAGAGAAUUUGGGAUACGAUGGAAGCCCUCAAUAUUGCUCAGAAUCCCAGACCUGUUCACCACCGGAUUCCCAAUUUCGUCGCUGCUUCAACUGCUGCUAAAAAUUUAAGUAAGUUGAAGGAGUUUGGGGUUGCCAACUGUGUAAAGGUUAACCCGGAUUCGCCUCAGAAACAAGUUAGAUUUCUCACACUUUCUGGUGGAAAGAAGUUGUUAACUCCUCAGCCCCGAUUAAGGACUGGGUUUUUCUCUGUUCUUGAAUCCCAUAUGUUAACUCCUAGUGUCAUCUAUGAGGCUUGCACCUCUGUUGGGGUUGCCAAGUAUGGCCGGUCUAUUGGACUAGAUGAAAAGAUAAAGGUGGAUCUAAUUGUUAUUGGCUCAGUUGCUGUUGACCCAAAGACAGGUGCUCGACUUGGCAAGGGUGAGGGAUUUGCAGAACUUGAAUAUGGGAUGCUGCGCUACAUGGGAGCCAUUGAUGACUCAACACCAGUUGUCACAUCUGUGCACGAUUGUCAAUUGGUAGAUGAUAUUCCAGUUGAGAAACUGUUAAUCCAUGAUGUGCCAGUAGACAUCAUAUGCACUCCCACCCAGGUCAUUUAUACCAACACGUGUAUUUCAAAGCCUCAAGGAAUUUACUGGGACAAGUUGUCACCUGAGAAGCUGGGAAAAAUUCGAAUACUGAGAGAGCUGAAGAGCAGAAUUGAACGAGAGACAGGGCAGAAACUUCCUUGUGGUCCUGAGAAACUGCCACCCUCAGCUCCUCGGAGGCGCUAACUUAUUUUACAAUAUAACUUGGGGAUAAAUGGAAGAAAAUAAAAAGAAAGAAAGCCAAACCAAAUGCCAACUUUUAUUUAUUUAUUUUAAUAUGAGAAAAUAUGACUUAAUAUCAGAGACGUGAAUGUGAGGAAUGAGUGAUCAUUCAUUAUUCUAAUUCAAUUGUAUAUACCCUUUAUUCAC
Messenger RNA from Quercus lobata, 1285 nucleotides. RefSeq names its product 5-formyltetrahydrofolate cyclo-ligase-like protein COG0212. Lineage: Eukaryota; Viridiplantae; Streptophyta; Magnoliopsida; Fagales; Fagaceae. Bases 95 to 1102 code for a protein of 335 amino acids. The record is from RefSeq and is a predicted model, not a curated record. Gene Ontology annotation, cellular component: cytoplasm. The transcript is spliced from 6 exons.